Morone saxatilis (striped sea-bass) is the source of this 2305-nucleotide messenger RNA. Its product is annotated as alpha-tectorin-like. Lineage: Eukaryota; Metazoa; Chordata; Actinopteri; Moronidae. The transcript is spliced from 11 exons. The coding region runs from base 1 to 1815 and encodes 604 amino acids. The record is from RefSeq and is a predicted model, not a curated record.
AUGACCAUCACUGAGAGCUGCACACAGAGUGUGAGCCACAGCACCAAUGAAACCCAGUUUCAGGUAGCAGCCACUAAUAAUCACCGUGGCAACAACCGCGUGUCGUUUUUAUCAGCAGUGGAUGUAUACCUCUCAAAUCAACCGGAUAGAGUAAACAUCAGGAUUGGACCCAACAAAAGAGUAACGGUAAAUGGAAGUGAGGUGUCUCUUCCCAGCACUGCAGGAACUUUAGCUCAGGUGGUAAGGCAGGGAAGCUACAUAGUGGUUGAUGCCAUUGACUUGAUAAUCCAGUUUGACGGUUUGAGUACUUUACUGGUCAGAGUGGGCCAAAACCGUGAAAACAGAGUCACAGGGAUGUGUGGAAACUUCAACAAUGACCCUGCAGAUGACAAAGUCUUGCCCAAUGGCACACUGGCACAAAAUGACAACGACUUUGGAGACAGCUGGAAGGCACCCACAAGCAAACCAGGAUGUGGAUCCACCGAUGAAAGGAGUGGUGGACUCAAUGACUGCCCCUUCAUCGAAGAAUACUCUGAGCUCUGUAAUGUCAUCACCAACACUAGCGGCCCAUUCAGUGCCUGUCACCUUCACUCUGACCCCAGUCAUUUUUCAGUUCCUGGUGUCUACGAAUCUCUGCCUCUACCACUCAGCCCCAAUGGCAUGCUGUGCUCCUGCUGUCUCAAGCCUAUUGAGAGAACCUGCUCUGUGCUGGGGUUGAACAUCCCACAGUGGCGCUCAGCUUUGCACUGUGCUGAGUCAGACCCCUGUGAGCAGCAGAACUGCACAGAGUAUGAGUGGUGUGGUGAAAAAGACGGUGUCUACGGCUGCUUCUGUGAUGAACACCACCAUCGGCCCAACAAUGAGAGCUACGACUCGUCCAUCACUUGUGCCAGUAGUUCAGGCACCAUGUCAGUGUCGCGCUGCCAGCUGUUUGAGGCUGGCUUCCACUCUAGCGCCCUGCAUCUCCGUGAAGACUCCUGCAAUGGGACUCUCCAGGACGGACGACUGGUCUUCCACUUUAACAAUGACGACCACUUGUGUGGGACUGCUCUCAGGAGCAACGGGACCCAUUUCAUCUAUGAGAACACCAUCCAGGGUGACGUGGACCCCCAUGAAGGGCUAAUCAGCCGCCAGAAGAGCAUCCGCCUGCAUUUCUCCUGUGAAUACCCUCUGGCCCAGGCCCUGUCCAUGGCUGUGGGCAUCAAUCCUGUAGAAAGUAUUGUGAACAAGAAGCUUCCAUCUGGCCAGGGUCGCUAUCAUUUGAGGAUGAUCCCCUACGAGGACGCCGGCUUCCGCUUCCCCCUGACUGGAAACAGGAAUGUAGAAAUGGAAAUAGACAAGAGGUUGUACAUCGAGGUGCAGACUGAAGGAGUUGAUGAACGGCAGAUAUCCACUAUCCUGGAUUCAUGCUGGGCAACACCUUUCAAUGACGCCAGCUACCCUGUCCGCUGGCAUCUCAUCACUACAGAUUGUCCUAAUCCAGCAGAUGGUACAGUAGAGCUGGUUCAGAACGGUAUCUCCACUGUGGCCCGAUUCUCAUUCAGGAUGUUCACCUUUACCAACUUUUCAUCCAUCUACCUGCACUGCCAGGUCCACCUGUGCCUUCUGAAACACAACAACUGCUCCGCUCAUUGCUACCCGGGAUACCACACAAGAGUCACAAGGGAUAUUUCCCUUCAUGACACUGCAGCCAUCUCACUAGGACCAUUAAUCCUGAAAUCAGACAGAAGGAUGAAAACGAGCAGUGCUUCAGGCCACUUCACCUCCGUGGUGACCCUGCUAGUUAGUUUUCUGGUUUCCAAAACUCUGACCUAGAGAAAUCAAAGCACAAAAACAAUAAACAGAUGAAUAUAUACAUAUGACACAACCACAAUAUCAAUCAGUCAGCAGUAGCUUAAUCACUGUGCGUAGAUUUAAAAAUGGUCAGUUAUUUUUCUCUGUUUUGAUCCAAUAAAACUUUUAAAUGCAUCCUAUAAAUUACACUUAUUUUUGUUGGAAGUUGUGGUAGUUUUUCUUUGCAACAUUAGAGGGCAGCAUAUGAUCAAAAACACAUUUGGCACUGUUUUCAUUUCACGUCUGCUGUUCACCUUUUUGUAUUUAGUAUAAUGUUUAUUGGUUGUAUCUUCCAGGCUUUUGCAAUAUUUUUUAUUAUCAUUAAAUCAAUAUCUCAUUAGUAAUCAUUCAUGAUAAAUGCAUGAACUAUAAAUCUUACUGAUGUAUUUUCAACUACAAAUGUAGUCUGGGCUGUAGAUGAGGACUCCGAUGCCAACUGAAAUUUUUGUACUUUUUUUCAAUAAAAAUGGUA